ACUGAUAUCUGCUUCUUGUGAGAUUUUGGGGAUAUCCAUAUUCAUUUAUAAUUUAGAAAUGUAUUCAUGCAUCUCCCCGUAGCAGAGUCAUUAUUAAUGAUGCAAAAAGUGGUAACGAAGCUGCAAUUUAAUAGGCAAGUAAAGUGUUUGAUUUGUUGGGAAUUGUCCAGAGUAGCUUUAGAUACUUUGGAUGGUAAAAUCCAUUUACAUUUCUUUAAAGGAAAAAAAAAAAGGUGAGGAUUCCUUGCAACUAUUCUUGCUUUAUUUAUCCAGAAUGGGGAAGGAGAGAGGAAUUAAAAUUAAUGCCAAGGAAAAUGGAUGCUAUUACAGUAGCCUGAAAGGAGCAUACUGCAGAAAUGCAGAAAAAUUAUACAAAGGUAAUGAGAUGAAAAAACUGAGGCAACACCUAUACUUUACCAGGUUGAAAAGGUAUUGAAAGUGCACAUUGAAAUUGAAUAUUUGUAUGCAGAAAGCUACUUGUUACACACGUGGGGCCCAAUCCAGCAAACACUUAUUGUUCUCAUGAGUAGUCUGCUUUGGACCUGUGCUCUGUAUAGCAUUUAGUUACAGGCUGAACAAAAGUGAUAGUACUUCAGCAUUUGUCACCUUAUUGAAAAUGUGAUGCAUGAAAAUUAGUCAUUACCAGGUCUGAGUGAUAUUUCAACCUCCAGACAUGUUUAGACCCCAGCCAUGAAUCUUGUAAUGUUACUAUAACUAUAACUGUGAUGGGCCUAAUUCUGACUCUCUUCCUGAUGUGGAGAAGCACCUUAUUCUACAACUAGCCCUAUUUAUUUAAAUUGAGAGUAAGGUUCUAUUCAUUGUAAUGAGGGAAGAAUAUGAAUGAUUUGUUUUGAACCCAGUUCAUCCCACUUGCUGCAUUCUUCCUCAAAUGGUUCAGAAAAUUGUAAGUUUCCCCUUCAUGAAGAAAACAGCAGUGGGGAAAAAAUAGGACUCAAUAAUUGUACAUGCCAGUCCUAUAAAACAAAACAGGCUCAAAAUUCACAAUAAAAUGCUGGAGGGAAUGCCAUGGUAGCAGGAUAUUCUCCACUUCUGGGAUUGUCCAAAAUCAAGAGACAUCUGGCUAAAACUGGAAAAUUGGUGCAAGAGUUAUUUCAGAGUAUAUACUCCCAACACUGAAUAUUAUGGGGUUAGGUAAAUGAUUAAGUUAGGAUGUACAAAAAAUUGAGCACACACAGAUCUCUGUUUGGAAUCCUUGUGACUGUAGCUAAUAAAGGUAUUCAGUAAUUAUGGCUCCCGUCCUGCCAUUGGAUUCAUGUGAGUGGACCUGUGCUAAGCCCCGUUAACUUCAAAGGAGCUCUGUACAGACAUAAGGGUGCACCUGCACUGAUCUACUUGCAAGAUCAAAGCCCGAUGUUGCGAAGAAUACCCAACAUCAAUAUGUAGUUCACAAGAAAAAUUCAGUUAUGUGCAUAUAACUUGGAUGUUUUUAGGUGCAACCAGAGGAAUUUUCUUGAUGCUAUCGUUGCUGAAAAAAAAUCGCAUCCUCUUACAAGAUACAUAUUAAUAGAAAAUUAUUGCUUUUCUACUGACAUCCUUCAAAUCUGCACAUACAGUCUGCUGAUUAUAAACUAACUGGUGUACUGUAACAUCUUUAAGCUUUUUAACAGGGCUGACACACACACACACGGCAAUCACGGAGCAGAGCAGAUGAUGUUUGCAGGGCAGGUAUGUGAAGAACUGCACUGACUCCAGCUGCUCCCUGUUACAAUGUGAGCAUGUAUAAUGUCAGACCUUCUACAAGAUCAAGCACAAGCAGAAAAAUCCAUACAAACUGAAUUCUUAGUCUUGUGGAGACGGAAAAGACAAAUUAACUAUUUAGUCCAUCGGAUUAUACGUGCCGGCUGCACCCUCCUCCAGUCAUUGCCAAUUGUUAUGGGAUCUAAACAAAUAAAAUAAAAUGCUUUUUGAAGAAAUGAAGGGGGUGAGAACUUUCCAUAUUUGGUUGCUAUGCAGCAGAAAUAAUUUAAAUACUUAAGCUAGCUAAUAAGGAAAGGAAAUAUACGUGUGGCCACCAGUUCAUUCAAAAGUAUCAGGAGACUAAACCAAUCCCUUUUUUCUGUGCUAAGUGUAAUAAUGAACCUGAACCAGGUGGGAGACCUCUCUGCUCUCAAAUUACUGAAAUAUUUGCUUUUUCCAGAGAGAGAACUGGAGUGAUUCUUCUAGGAUCACCAUUAUACUGUAUUUAUUCACACAUUAAAGCUGUCUGCAGUAGUUCGGUUUAGCAGGACAAGCAAGGCUGACUCAGGAUCACGUGGUCCAGCUUUUUGAAUGAUUAAAGGCAGUGUGUAUCUGGGGUGCAGAACAACAGAAAUUCAUGAAAGAGACAUUAAGAAUUUCAACAGUCUCCCAGGGACUCAUCUUGAGAGAAAAGAAAAGAAAAAAAAAAAGCCCAACAACAUGUAAGUCAGAAAAUGGCUCAGUCAAGCAGGAUCAUGGGAACAGCUUAAAAGAAACUAGUUCCUUCUCCUGGCAGUGUUGCCACUUCAAGAGAUUGUCUCUCAAAAUGUUGGCUAGUCCCCAGUGCUUCAGGCUGGAGAACAGGCGCUUACUAAGCCGAUCACAUUGAGGAGAUGUUUCUGUUGGUGGCAGUAGCAGAAGUGCUGUUCGUUCUGGGUUUGGUGUGGAAGUCAGAUUCUCUUUGCUCACCCACUACUUUUUACAAAAACUGCUGGAUCCGACGCUUCCCGGGUCUUUUGGUUGAUCUGGAGGAAUCUCAGAAGAGGGGAGCCCAGGUGCUGAAGAUUUACACAGAAGUCACAGCCCAGCAGUGCAGCCGGACCUGCUGCCUUCUGAAGAAUGUUUCCUGUAACCUGGCAGUUUUCUACUUUGAAACUAUCCAUGAGAAAAUUAAUUGCCUGCACAUUUAUUGUCCAGCCUUGGAAAGCUGCAUAUUGAGGGCUAGAACCAAUGUCCUUUUGUACAACAUCACAACAGGGAUUGAUCCGGAUCUUCUUGUUUUUGAAAAAUUGUCUUAUAAGGAUCCAAAUACCCGUUCCUCUUUUAACAAGUGGGAAAGGCAAAACAACUCCAGGACUGCUGAUUCAGAAAAAUGCCGACACAAUAAUGUCACACUGAGGUCUCUUCUACUCCAGUCUCCAUCUUCUACCACUAGCCAGGGCUUGGUAGCAAAUGAUAGUCAUAGCCACAAUGCAAGUGGCUUGGUCCCAAAAACCAAACCAACCACACGUUCAUGGGCAAGGUCUCUACCCUUGGAUGACCAUUUUGCUAAGGAGACGGAUUUGACUUCAGAAAGUACAGGUUUGACAUCUAAUUCAGACAAAAAGAUGUCUGUAUCCACUAAGAUGUUAUCUCAUGUGCCCAGUCCUGCUCGCCUAAACAUCAGUCAGCAGCACUUCAAUGAAACCAAAGGAUACAGUGGCAGGAACUACACUUCAGAUAACGAGGGUCAAAGACCUGCUUGGGUGGCAGUGGAUACAGGUGCCUGGUUUGUCCCUCUGGUGCUUUGCGCUUCUUUCAUCUUCCUUUGCUGUUGUACUGUUCUUCUGGCAGCUGGGCGCUGCAGAAAGAGGAGAGGGCACUAUAAGCCAGUGCAGAGAGGAGAGGGGGGGUCCAGGCAGUACAUAAAAUAUACUCUUGUAAAGGAUAGUUUGUAAUAGAUACUGAAAAAGUAAUAAGGAGCUAAAUAACCUGCAUCACUCAUGUUGGUGGAGAAAGAGGCAGCAGCCGUAUUUAGUGAAAUACCUCUCAGCUUAUUUCUUGGGGGUUUCCCUUUGGAGAUUUUGAACUAUUUUUUGGCAGAUGUCUCAGCAGCUUUUGAUAAGUGUCGACUAAACAUCCUGUUAUAAUUCUUUUUACUACCCACUGAUCCAAAGAGAUAUAGGGCCAAAUUCUAGUCACAUCUACAUGCUCACAACUUCCACUGAACUCAGAGGUAUUUCUACAUACCUUUGUUUAUAAUUUGAUCAAGAGUAAAGCUAGAAUCCUUUCCUAACCUCUCUGUAGAGACAGUGGGCUUGAUUCUCCACUUCCUCUGUG
This is a messenger RNA of Trachemys scripta elegans, 4017 nucleotides long. It is a transcript of the gene MANSC4, whose product is annotated as MANSC domain containing 4. The transcript is spliced from 3 exons. Lineage: Eukaryota; Metazoa; Chordata; Testudines; Emydidae. The record is from RefSeq and is a predicted model, not a curated record. The coding region runs from base 2592 to 3635 and encodes 347 amino acids.